This is a messenger RNA of Sphaerodactylus townsendi, 6072 nucleotides long. RefSeq names its product sterile alpha motif domain-containing protein 9-like. The transcript is spliced from 2 exons. The record is from RefSeq and is a predicted model, not a curated record. Gene Ontology annotation, molecular function: protein binding. Bases 372 to 5183 code for a protein of 1603 amino acids. Gene Ontology annotation, cellular component: cytoplasm. Lineage: Eukaryota; Metazoa; Chordata; Lepidosauria; Squamata; Sphaerodactylidae.
AAAGAGUGCCAGUGGUCCAUUUCGCACAAGACAUCUGUGGAACAUCUUAAAAAGAGGUGACUGCCUCUUUUCACACUGCACACCCAAAAUAAGGCCUCCAGGGGACGUCUUAAAAAGAAGCAGUUUCUGGUAUGCUUUCCAGACUGCAAAAGCAUCAGAGGAAAAGAGACUGUUUUCUGCCCACCCACGUCAGUUUCAUCCUCAGCUUGCACCUGAUAUUUUGUGUGUAGCUAAAAGGAUUCUCUCUCCCACUAUUUGCUGAAGGACACCUUUUUUAGCAUCCCCAGGAUGUCUUGUUUGGAAUAUGCGGAACGGACCAUAGAAAACUGCCAUAGGAAUGCCAUAGAAAACUGAUAAUGAGAGAAUGAAGAAUGAGGGUGUCCCAAUUUGUUCAAAAUCUGGCUAAAAGCAAAAAUAUUGAAAAAAAUGACAAGCAAAAUUUGCCUGAAAAAAUUGAAGACUGGACCAAAGAACAUGUGAAACAAUGGGUGACAAAUGAUCUGAAGCUUGAAGAGAAACAUGGCACUGUCCUUCUUCAGCAAGAUGUGACAGGCACCAUUUUGAAGCUUUUGUCAAAGCAAGACCUCAUCGAUAUGGGGAUAACUUAUGGCCCAGCUAUACAGAUUAUUCUUGCUCUAAAGGAGAAACAAGAUCCCAGUGAAGUUACUGGCAAAGACCUCAGCGCAGAGACUCUUGAGGCUAAAUCUUCCAUGGAAAACAGAGACAAAGGAAGAAUGGAAGAAAAUGCCCAGGAGAAAUCAAAGUCAACUGAUGCCUCUGAAUCACCAGAACUUGCAAAAUCUGAACAAACACUGACUACAAUUCAAGAAAAAACGGACAACUUGGUUGGCCAGGAAAAUGAAAAUGACCCACUUCCAAACAGACAAUCUUGCUUGCCAUAUCCUUUUGAUGACUUUCACAGCGGUCACCGUUAUAUACAACAUCAUGUUCUCAGCAUUCCUGAGACAGGACCACUUAAUCUCAUCGAGCCAGCUCAUGAGUUUAAACUUUUUACAGAUGCAGUAAAGAAUGCAUUUGAAGAGAAUUUAAAAAUGAAAUUUUGCAAUGAGGUUUUCAGGUUUGCUGCAGCCUGCAUGAAUUCCCGCACUAACGGUACUAUUCAUUUAGGAGUACGAGACAAACCUCAUGGGGAAAUCGUUGGAGUGAAAGUUGAAAACAAAGAGAUAUAUAUUUCUUAUUUUAAUACAAUGAUAAAGAAAUAUUUUGAAAAUGUUGUGGAUGUUGCAAAAAAUUGCAUUAGGGAACCAAGGUUUGUGGAAGUCUUACAGCAAAAUAAUACCACGUCAGAGACAUUUGUUGUUGAAAUAGAUGUGGUUCCAAAACAUUCUCAAUGUCAAUCUAAAUAUUUCCCUAGUAAAAUAUUCGACUACAAUGCAAAAAAAUGGGAAUCAUGUUUCUUUAUAAGGGAUGGUGCUUCUUCCACAAACCUUCCUGAAAAUGGUAAAGAACGUAAAUUGUUUAUAUCCAAGUUGGACAAAUUAGCAGCGUCACGAAAGGAAGCUGAGGAAGAAUAUAGAGAAAAAGGGAGGAAGAGGGAUGAUGAGGGUCGCAAACUGGUGAGCUUACUCACUGGAAACAACAACUUGCUAGAUAACUCCUAUUAUGACUGGUAUAUUUUAGUCCUAAACAAAUGCCACCCUUCUAAUAUACAGCAUGUGAACUUUUUGCAGGAAAUAAAGUUAUUUGGUGUUCUGGAGUUUGAUCCCGAGUCAGAAAGCAGUGGUGUGGUCAAAGCAUUCAGAGAAAACCGAGCAGCAAACCUUCAUAUUCCAAAGCAAUAUCAAAAGCCUGAGAAUUUAGCUUCAGAAAUAACUGAAGAGCUGAAUCUUUAUCAACAACCAAGCUGGAUUUUCUGCAAUGGUCGGUCAGACCUGAGUGGUGAAGCAUUUAAGCCAUUAAACCCUAAUCUGUGGCAACAACAGAGGGCUGCCGAGGUCCGAAAACUGAUUUCAUUUAUUUCCCGUCCAGACAUAAUGCCAAGAGGGAAGUUUUUGGUAGUGUUUCUCUUACUAUCCAAAGUGGAAGAUCCAGGUGAUCCUAUGAUUGAAGUAUUUUGUACAUUUUAUCAAGAGCUUCAAGGACUUGAUGACAUGCUGUGCAUUUGUAUUGGGGAAAAAACUUACCAGUGCUGGAAAGACCUCUUGCAAGCCAGAUUUAUUGAACCAGAUGCCUUAGCAAGCAGGUGCAUAUCUAACUUGAGCCUGGAAAUGGUGAAUGGUACUAUCCUGAAAUUAAAGUCUGUGACACAAACUUCUCAGAGGUUUUUACCAUCCAGAGGACUUUCCUCUUCAGUUCUCUCAAAGAAAGACGAAGAUUGCAUGACUGCACUGGAAAUACUUUGUGAAAAUGAAUGCAAAGACACAGAGAUUGAGAAAGAUAAGGAUCGUUUUUCUCAAUUUAAAAAAUCCCAUGAAGAGCAUUUUUAUAGAGGUGGGAAAGUGUCUUGGUGGAAUUUUUAUUUCUCCUCCGAAAACUAUAGUUUACCUUUCAUUAAACGAGACACGUAUGAUAAACUUGCAGAAUUAAUUGAAUCAGAAUCCCAGUCCCUGAGACAAUCUCCUACAAAAAUCAUCAACCUCUUCCAUCAUCCGGGUUGUGGUGGUUCAACUUUAGCUAUGCAUAUUCUUUGGGAAAUGAGGAAGAAAUUUAGAUGUGCCGUUCUGAAAAACAAAACAAUUGAUUUUGCAGAAAUUGGAACACAAGUGACCACCUUAAUCACAUAUGGGGCAUCAAACCAGUCUGAUUAUUUGCCUGUUUUGCUUCUUGUGGAUGACUUUGAAGAACAAGAAAAUGUCUACUCACUGCAGCAUGCUAUCCAGUCUGCUGUAACUGAAAAAGGUAUUAUAUAUGAAAAUCCUCUGGUCAUUAUCUUAAAUUGUAUGCGAUCACAGAAUCCCGGAGAAAGUUCAAAGAGCAACAGUCUGAACAGUAUUGCUCUGAAGCAAAAUCUAAGUGUGAAAGAGCAAAGAGCUUUUGAGGAAAAACUGAAAGAAAUUGAAAAGCAAUAUGAGAAUCCUGAAGAUUUUUAUUCAUUUAUGAUUAUGAAAACAAAUUUCGACCAGCAGUACAUUGAAAACGUUGUCAAGAAUACAUUGAAAGGUCUUGACAUUACAAGCAAGCAAGCUCAACUUAUUUCCUUUCUGGCCCUGUUAAAUUCUUAUGUUACAGAGUCGACCAUCUCAGUCUCACAAUGUGAAGAAUUUUUAGGAAUUAGCACGAAAAAGGCUUUCUGGGGGGGAGAAAGCUUAGAAGACAAGAUGGGAAGCUGUUCCAACAUAAUAAUACAAAAUGAAAUUCGGGAACAUGGCCGCUACAAAGGGGUACAGAUUGGUCACUUACUGAUUGCCAAACAGUGUCUAGAAGAAUUUAAACAAACAUAUGGAUUGACUAAAAGUGAGAUUACACUCUCGCUGUUACAAAAUAGUUUAUUUUAUGACACUGGCAUAGGGAGAGACAAAAUACAGCAAGAUGUGCAAAGCAUGCUGCUUACAAGACACCGAAAGGAACAUGGAGAUCACACAGACACAUUGUUUUCCCCAUUAAUUGAAGCCAUUCAAAACGAAGAACGGGGAACCGAAGUUGUAAGGGUAUUAACAGAAGGAACCCAAAGAUUUAGCCAGAAUGUAUUUCUUAGUCAAGCUUUAGCAAGGCAUUUCUACAUUAAGGAGAAAAAUUUUGGUUGUGCACUAGAAUGGGCGCUUAAAGCAAGAAAAGGUGCACCUAGCAAUUCAUUUAUAUCAGACACUUUGGGACAAGUAUAUAAAAGUGAGAUAAAGUAUCGACUAGAGGAAAAUGCACAGAAAUCUAUCAUAAGUGCUGAUGUUCUGAAGGAUUUAUUGAACCUUGCCAAGAAUGCCUCAGAAGCAUUUAAAGUAUCCCAACAACAAACAGAAAAUAAAGAGAGUGAAAGGGAAGAAUUUCAGAUUACUAAAUAUAAAAGAAGGUACGAAAUAUACAAUACGUCUGGUUAUCUGGGGGAAAUAGAAACUGGGUUGUACACUAUAGAAAUUCUUGGAUGUACUCCUCUGUUCCGUGAAAAAGAUGAACUUUCUAGAAAACUUCUCAUUCACUUCUUAUCAGGAAACCAGGGUAUCCCCAAAUCCACAUGGAACACAGGAAGUGAAGAAUAUAUAUUGAUUCUUGAAGAGUAUGGGAGCUAUUUAAGUACCUUGCAAGGAAGUUUUAAAAAAGCAUUUGACUUCUUUGAGAUCUACUUUGUUUUUCUGAAGCCAAAGAACCCUGAAAAAGAAAUUGUUGAGCUCAAAAUACGCAAGAAGGUUCAAGAAUUGUUCAAAAAAUAUGUAGAAAUAUUUUGCAAGUCUGAUAUGAACCUGCUGAUGAACUCAAAAUUGAGUUCUUCUUUGCAAGUGGAAAAUUAUAGGAAGAGUUUAGAGGGUUCAAAAGCAGACAAGUUUUCUGGGAUUUUGGAAUAUCUCAGUAAUCAUGAAAAAUCUGCAAGCAAACUGGAGGACAUACUAAAGAAGUAUGCAGUUUUGAUUACUCAGAGCUCUACCAAAUAUUUGCAAAGGGACAAAAUGAAUUUUAUCUUAGUCAACAUAGUUCUCCAUUGCCUGAAGCCAAAAUCCAAGAUGGUGAGACCUUUUUCAGACCUGAAAGAACAGCUCAAAACAAUCCUACAGUCAGUAGGCCCAGAGCACCGAUAUGCAGAACCGUACUUCCUAGCUUCCUUGUUGUUCUGGCCUGAAAACCAAAAGAAGCUAGAUAAAGAUUCUAAGCUAAUGGAAAAAUAUCUGAGUUCAUUAAGGAAAGCAUUUAAUGGGCAGUACUGGCAAAUGUGUCGUUCCAAACAACCUAUAGCGUUUUUCUACCUUGGAAAAAGCAACGAUUUGAAUAAAUUUAUUUACAGAGGGAAAAUUGAUCAAUCUUUCUUGACCUUGCCCAGCCAGGAGCUGAGUAACCUGUGGCAAAGUGGAGAGAUAUGGAGGGAAAGGAAUGCUAAAGCCCCUUUGCUCCGAUUGACUGGGAAGGCCGAAGAUAAUAUGAUAUAUGUGGAUUUUGGUGUUGAUGAAGACAUCAGAAUACCAGCACGACCUGUUUUCUUAGGGCAGUUAAAAAGUGGCCGAAGCAUAGAAAGAGUGUCCUUUUAUUUGGGUUUUUCCAUUGGAGGCUUGAUAGCCUAUGACAUAGAAAUCAUUCAGUAGCUUUUAAAACUGUUCCUUCGACUCUGUAAGUGGAAUGUAGCAUCUUUUUGUCCACAGUAGCUACAAGUGGCAUGUCCUAUGUGUACAGAAACAUCUACCAUAACAACUGCACAUGCUACAUCUCCUGACUUUAAAGGAAAAGGAUUCCAUAUGCAUCUGCAACAGAGCUAAAGUGAUGUUCCCUCAGGCUGCAAAAUGAAUCAUAGUGAUCCCUAUUUCCACUGAAGAUGCCUAUGGGUAAUCACAGCUAUUGUUGGUAGGAGGGAGCAAAUAAUGACUAGAGAAUAGAUUGUCUUGACUGUUAACUAUUGAUAUUUCUGUCUGGCACAAAUUAUUCUAUUAAUCCUUUCAUGAAUACUUUCAUACUAUUUGUUAUUACCACAGCUUGUGAUAGUGCAUGUUAAAGGACAAUUUCAUUAUGGUAUCAAACCUGUUACAUGUCUUCUGUCUGACUGCAAACAGAAAGGUUGUUUUUAUUCAUCAUAAAACCAGUCCCUGAUAGUUUCACCAGAAGAACAUAUUUUUCUCUGGUACUUAAUAUUUCUUCUGUUUAGAAAUAGGUUUUGAUGUGGAUGACAGAAAGGAGCAAUUCAUGUUCAGCAAAGAAUUGUUAAAAAAUUUAUCCCCACACAUGAUUCGGUAUUGUACAAGCUCAUACCUGUCACUCAUGCAAAGCUCUAAAGAAGCAAUCCUAAGCAGGUUUACUCAGAAGUACAUUGAUUUUAUUCAAUGGUAAUUACUCCCAGGAAAGUUUUAUUAGUAUGGGACUCUAAAGGAGACGUGGAAAUAAGUACUGCAUUGGUCAUCUAAGAAGCUGGACCUUUCAUACAAUGGUAUAUGGAUGGACACACGUUUUAGACCAAGCUAAACCUUUCCACUUUUUGGUAUU